UUUGUGGUGGAGAUCACAACGGCGUCAUUUUUGAGGUAUGAUGUCGCUCUUUUAGAAGUUUAUCCCAAAUUGAGCCCAAAAAGGAAGAAAAAAAGAAGAAGCUGAUAUGACGACGGCGGCGGCGAAACUUCACGGCGGCGACAUGGCGAUGCGUCUUCCUUCCCCGAUAACCAACCGGCGUCUCUCAACGCUCCCGAGAAUGGCCUCUUUCGCUCCACGGAGGCACAUCGUGGCGUUGGCGGCCAAGAGAAGCCCUAAGCGUCUCAAAUACUCUACUCCACGCUUCACAAAGGAGGGGGAAUUGGUGUACAUUGAGGUCGAUCCUUGUGGUGUUGAUGCCUGGAAACUCCAACCUGUGAUUGACCUUCUCAAACAAGGCGCUGUUGGUGUUAUUCCCACUGAUACUGUAUAUGCCAUUGUUUGCGAUUGUAAAAACCAUUCCGCUGUUGAGCGUCUCCGAAGGAUCAAAAAGAUUGAAUCAUCCAAGCCACUUAGCAUCUUAUGCCGCUCCUUACGGGACAUAGACACUUUUACCAUGGGUUUUCCUCGUGGUGAUGGUCAUGGUCAUGCUAACAUUUUCCGAGCUGUCAAGCAAUGCCUUCCUGGACCUUACACCUUCAUCUUGACUGCAAGCAAAGAACUACCCAAACAGUGUGUUGGUUUUGGCACCACUAACGUCAAAUAUGCUUCAAGGAAAAACGUGGGUGUCCGCAUAUCUGAUGACGCUCUCUGCCAAGCUAUCCUCCAGGAGAUGGAUGCCCCACUCAUUUGCACUAGUGUGAAAGGGCCUAAAGAAAAUGAAUGGAUGAUUGAUCCAACCGCAAUCGGUGACAUUUAUGGACCAGAGGUAUAUAUAUAUAUAUAUAACUCUCACUCAGUCCCAGCGAGUAGAGAAUCUAGCUCUUUUGGUUGCUCUACUCUCUGUUUCGGUUUCCUUUUACAGGGUCUAGAUUUUUUGGUUGAUGGAGGUGUACGAGUUGCUGAACCAUCCACUAUCGUGGAUAUGACAGGACCAUAUCCCAAGGUCAUACGGGAAGGGAAGGGACCUAUAUUGCCAUGGAUGGUUGUUGAGGAUGACGAGUCUCCCCUGCGCCAUGAUCUUAUCGCUUCUGGCACUUAAAACAGAGACAGACACAGAUUAGGUCUUUGUUUGACAUUUACACAUAAGACACCUUGUAGCUGAAGAAUAUGAAUACAGUUAGUUAUUACAAAUGUGAAUCACAAAA
Messenger RNA from Camelina sativa (false flax), 1226 nucleotides. Its product is annotated as DHBP synthase RibB-like alpha/beta domain-containing protein. The record is from RefSeq and is a predicted model, not a curated record. Gene Ontology annotation, molecular function: double-stranded RNA binding. NCBI's taxonomy places the organism in Eukaryota, Viridiplantae, Streptophyta, Magnoliopsida, Brassicales, Brassicaceae.